CAGAGCGACGCGGAGGUAAGGAGCCCUCUUUUACAGCCAUCUUGGAUCCUGUUCCCUGAACUAUCCAGAAUGCCAGGCGAAGCCACAGAAACUGUCCCUGUUACAGAGCAGGAGAUGCAGCAGCCCCAGGUGGAGACGGCCACACCUGCUGCUGCGGCUCCUGCUCCCUCUCAGACAAAGCCUAAAGUGGGCAAAACUAACCCUAAGCUGUCCUCUUCUCACACCACCGCUCCUAAGCCAGUUCCUGCUGGACGCAGGAAACGCUCCUCUCUAUCUGCCUCCUCAAGCUCCCCUACCUCUCCUAAAUCUACCUCUGGCCAUCGUGCUACCCCCCCAUGCUCCCCUUUGGCCUCUCCUCCAGCUGACUCUUCUGUAGCUGGGAAAGCUGAGCAGACUGCUCCUAAGGUGGUAAAGGCUGGCAAACAAGGGAAGCAACAGAAAGCAAUGAAUUUUAAACCUGCUGAACCUGAGCAACCUCCCUCUGCCUCUAAGCCUGCUCAGGAGCCUGCACCAGUUGCAACUUUGCCGUCUCUUGCUGUACCAUUAAAAGAGGUAGCAAAACCAACAGGAGAUGGAAGUGCUUCCCCUGUCUCUCCCAAAGUUGCUGUGGCUCCUGUUGACUUUAAAGUAACUUCUAAAUCUGCUGCCCCAGCACCAAAGUCAUUUUCAGAAGCUGUGGCCGCCAGUCCACCAAAAGUGGCUGAAGCCUCCAAGGUUGCCUCUGAAGGUCCAAAAGUAGCAACCCCUGUUGUUUCAGAAGCAAAGAUUUCCUCGCCCUCAAAAGCAGCUGCUAAGCCUGGCCCUGCUAAAGUGCCAAAUGUGAACCCAGCCACUGCUGCUCCCCCAAAAUAUGCCCCUGCAGCGCUUGAGGAUGAUCUCCCACCUCUCUUACCACCUGAGAAUUCUUUUACAAUGCCUACAUUCCCCCCCAUGCCACCUAGUGCAAUGCCUGUAGUUACCCCAACAGUUCCCAAAGCAGAAGCUGUCCCUACUAGUAAAGUUGAAUCUUGCUCUGCCCCUGAAGCUAAGGCUGCUCCUAAAGCUAAGCCAGCUCCUAAGGUUGAACAUAAAGCAGAACCUGCCCCAAAAUUUGAGGUUGCAUCUAAAGUUGACCCAAAACCCAAAGAUAAUCCUAAUCCUGCCCCUAAAGUUGCAGUUGCUUCUGCUCCUAAGACUGAGGCUGUUCCUAAAGCUAAAGUUCAGGCUGCUCCUAAGGUUGAGGCUGCUCCUGCACCUAAAAAUAAGACUGCCCCUAUCCCUAAAGCUGAGCCUGUUCCUGCCUCUAAGGUUGAGGCUGCUCCUGCCCCUAAAGUUAAGCCUGCUGUUGCUCCUAAAGCUGAGGCUGUCCCCAAUGUAGAGGCUACUCCUGCACCAAAUGUUAAGUCUGCCCCUACACCUAAAGCUGAGCCUGUUCCUGUCACUAAGGUUGAGGCUACACCCAAGGCUGAGUCUGCCCCUGCCACUAAAGUUGAGGCUGCUCCUCCCACCAAAGUUAAGCCUUCUGCUGCUCCUAAAGCUGAAGCUAUCACCAAGGUUAAGGCUUCUCCUGCACCAAAUGUUAAGUCUGCCCCUAGCCCUAAAGCCGAGCCUGUUCCUGUCACUAAGGUUGAGGCUGCCCCUAAAGCUGACUCUGUCCCUACCUCUAAGGUUGAAGUUGCUCCUGCUGUUAAAGUUAAGCCUGUUGCUGCCCCCAAAGCUGAGGUGGCAGUGGCUGCUAAAAUUGAGGCUGCUCCUGCCCCUAAAGUAGAGUCUGAGCCUGCCCCUAAAGUUAAGCCUGCUCCUGCCCCUAAAGUUAAACCUAACCCUGCUCCCAAAGUUGAGGCUGCUGUCCCUACCCCUAAAGCUGAACCUGUCCUUGUCCCUAAAGUUGAGCCAGUCCCUGUUCCCAAACCAGUAAAAGCCCCAUCUGUACUGGAGCCAGUCAUCAAGAACGACAAGGGGUCUGGCACUGAAUCUGAUAGUGACGAUUCUGUUCCUGACCUGGAGGAGCAGGACUCUGCACAGACACAAACACAGCAGGCACAGCUUGCAGCUGCAGCUGAAAUCGAUGAGGAACCUGUCAGCAAAGCAAAACAAAGCAGGAGUGAGAAGAAAGCCAGGAAGGCCAUGUCCAAAUUGGGGUUGAGACAAGUUGCUGGUGUUACCAGAGUAACCAUUCGCAAGUCCAAGAACAUUCUAUUUGUCAUUACCAAACCAGAUGUCUACAAAAGUCCAGCUUCAGAUACUUACAUUGUCUUCGGUGAGGCCAAGAUUGAAGAUCUGUCCCAGCAAGCCCAGUUAGCAGCCGCAGAGAAGUUCAAGGUUCAAGGAGAAGCCGUUUCAAACAUCCCGGAAAACACACAGACGCCCACAGUACCGGAGGAGAGCGAAGAGGAAGAGGUUGAUGAGACUGGAGUGGAGGUCAAGGACAUCGAGCUGGUCAUGUCACAGGCCAAUGUAUCCAGGGCAAAGGCUGUGCGCGCACUGAAAAAUAACAAUAACGACAUUGUCAAUGCUAUUAUGGAAUUGACGAUGUAGAUGGAAAUCGGUUACUGGGUCAAAUUAAGAUGAUGUUGAUUUAAUCCUCACUAUUGUUUGUACAAUUUAUACCCAAGAGAAAUAAAGGUGUGGCUUGAUGAAAUGAUA
This is a messenger RNA of Carassius carassius (crucian carp), 2625 nucleotides long. Its product is annotated as nascent polypeptide-associated complex subunit alpha-like. The record is from RefSeq and is a predicted model, not a curated record. Lineage: Eukaryota; Metazoa; Chordata; Actinopteri; Cypriniformes; Cyprinidae. The coding region runs from base 70 to 2517 and encodes 815 amino acids. Gene Ontology annotation, biological process: protein targeting to membrane. The transcript is spliced from 10 exons. Gene Ontology annotation, cellular component: nascent polypeptide-associated complex; cytoplasm.